Molecule: messenger RNA, 2144 nt
Organism: Saprolegnia parasitica CBS 223.65
Lineage: Eukaryota; Oomycota; Saprolegniomycetes; Saprolegniales; Saprolegniaceae
Exons: 5
Coding region: 110-2068 (652 amino acids)
Biological process (GO): regulation of transcription by RNA polymerase II; signal transduction
Molecular function (GO): DNA-binding transcription factor activity, RNA polymerase II-specific; RNA polymerase II cis-regulatory region sequence-specific DNA binding
Source: RefSeq, a predicted model, not a curated record
UUUUGUGAGCGCGUGCCACUCGGAGAGCGUCGCGGAAGCCUUUGUCUCGGCCGGCGUCCCGCACGUCGUCGUCGUGCCCAAGGAAGACAAGGUGCUCGACCAAAAGGCAAUGGAGUUCUCCAAGGCCUUCUACACCGCGCUCUUGGCGGGCCACAGCGUCUACAAGGCCUUUGAGAUUGGGCAGGUCCAGGCCGACAUUGUGUCGAUCGCCGACCACCACCAGUCCAAGUUCAAGCUCCUUGGCAACGGCGACCAUGCGCGCAGCCACCUCUUCUCCGACCUUGCGGUUGGAGAGUACCAAGACCUGACGCCACGGCUGCCCGUCAACGAGUGCGACGCGGUCGCUGAAGUCUUUGUCGGGCGGUCGAUCGAAGUCCACGCAGCGUACACUGCGCUCGUCGAGGGUGCGCGCAUGGUGUGUCUCACGGGGCCCGCAGGCAUUGGCAAGACCGAAGUCGCACUGCAGACGUGCCAGUACGCGACCGACCGGUACCUCUUCCAGCGCAUCUUCUUUUUGCGUUUUGCGCUGCCGUCGUCGCUGCCGCUGCGGCCAUACCUCAUGGGUCGCCUCGCCAAAAGCUUCGGCGUCACAUCGGCCGACGAGGCCAGUGAUGACAGCGACGACGCGAUGGAGAAGCUCACGGACCGCAUUCGCGACAAGCUCGAGGCCUCCGCGUCGUCGCAGUCGACCAAGUACCUUCUGGUCAUGGACGGCUGCAAUGCGCUUUUUCCAAACAAGGCGCUCGCACCCGGUUUGAUGCCGCAACUCCGGACCAUCAUUUCCCAGCUGCUGCGCCGCGUGCGAUCACUGAGCUUGCUCAUCACGAGCGACUCGCGCCUCGGGGGCGGCACGGGCAUGGACUGCGGCGUGGGCGAGCGCAUCAUCCCGAUCGAGCAUCUUCCGCCGAUGGACGCUGCGCUGCUCUUCACCGUGCGCGCGCCGCGGCGGCUGCAGAUCCACGAGAUGGGCGGCGACCUCCACGCCUUCAGCCGCGGUGUCGUCAUGGACGCACUGGGUGGCCACCCGCGUACCAUCUGCGCCGUGGCCCAGCUGCUCGAAGUCCGCGAUCUGCAACGCGACGAGCGCGAGUUUCUCCAUUACCUGAUCCCAUCCGUGAUUGCGGGCCUCGACCCGAGCUCCAAGCAAGACUUGGCCAACGACUACUGCCCGCUCUUGCCGUAUGGCCACGCCCGCCACCCGGCGCUCGCCAAGUCGGCGUCGAGCCGCGUCUCGUCGGCGCUGCUGGAUCCGGCGCCGCUGCGCAAGCACGGAUCAUUCCUCGACCGCCGGAACGACGCUGGCGAAAGCGGCACCGCGACGGGCGGCAUGUCGCCACAGCAGCUGCUCGUCUUUGCAGUGCGUCAGCAUGCGCGGUCCCACAUCGCGUCGCCGGAAGGCUGCGUCGUCUGGGCGCACGCAGUCGUCGAGUACGAAGCGUCGACGCCGCAUGUGGACGCGCGGCGCGCGACCGCCGUGCCGUUUGAGCUGCUCGCGCAGCAAAUCAGCCGCUUCUUUGCGUCCAAGGUGCGCCAGGCCGCCGUCGAGCGCCCGCUCUCGAGCCGCUGCAUGGAGUUCCUCGCGUCUUCGUCGCUCAUCUGGGGCGCCACCGGUCGGAGUCCCAAGACGAUGGACAACGCGGUCGACGUCUCGAUGUUUGCCGCGUUCUGGAGCUGGUUUGAGCCGCUCAUCGUGUGCAUUCAAAAGACCAACGUGUGGGCGUUCAAACACCCGCGCCUCCUCCACGGCUUCCUCUCGAAAGAAGCGUCCAAAGCCAUGUUGGUGGCCACCAACGCGCCCGGCACGUUCCUGCUGCGCUUCUCCGAGACGCGCCAGUCGUGCCUCGUGGUCGCCUACCUCACGGCCAGCCGGCGCGUCGAGUUUGUCCCGAUCGAGUUCAACCCGAUCUCGUCGACGUUCGAGAUGCGCCUCCAGGACGAGACGGCCCGCGUGGUGUACCCGUCGCUCGCACAACUCGUGCUCAGCAUCCACGUCCUCACGUGCAUUUACCCCAGCACGCCCAAGGCGCUCGUCUUCCACAAGCCGGAAGAGGCCGUGCUGCAGCAUUGAGCGAGCACCCUUUCGAAGGCAGCAGGGAGGCAAGAGACAAAUGGUGUGUUUAUGCUGUACGCAGACGACGCCACGA